Camponotus floridanus (Florida carpenter ant) is the source of this 880-nucleotide messenger RNA. Its product is annotated as histone H1E. Gene Ontology annotation, cellular component: nucleosome; nucleus. Gene Ontology annotation, biological process: nucleosome assembly; chromosome condensation; negative regulation of DNA recombination. Gene Ontology annotation, molecular function: double-stranded DNA binding; nucleosomal DNA binding; structural constituent of chromatin. The transcript has a single exon. The record is from RefSeq and is a predicted model, not a curated record. The coding region runs from base 77 to 760 and encodes 227 amino acids. Lineage: Eukaryota; Metazoa; Arthropoda; Insecta; Hymenoptera; Formicidae.
AGCGUCUAGAACGAAAGUUUAUAUUUGUACUCUUCGUCUGCGAACGUUGCACAAUAUAUCUCGCAUAUCUAUCGCCAUGGAGGAUAAGAACGCAUCCGGUAAUACCGCGGCCGUGGAAAAUACAGCCACGGCCCCAGCAGCUAAGAAAGCCGCCAAAUCCAAGGCGAAGACUCAGCGUCCCAAGUCGACGCAUCCGCCGACCGCGGAGAUGGUUACGGCCGCCAUCAAGGAGCUGAAAGAUCGCAAGGGCUCGUCCGUGUUGGCCAUCAAGAAGUACAUCGUCUCGACUUACAAGGUCGACGGCGAGAAGUUCGCUCCCUUCAUCAAGAGAUACCUGAAGGCGGCUGUCACAUCCGGCGCGGUGGUGCAGACCAAGGGGAAGGGCGCAUCGGGCUCGUUCAAGCUUGCGACCGCCAAGCCCAGUCCGAAGAGUAAGGUGGUGAAGCGCGUCGUCAAGGAACGUAGCACGACCGCCAAGAAAACUCCCGAGAAGAAGGUCGCGAAGAAGGCGCCCCCGACGAAAAAAGCGACCGAGGCCAAGAAGGCGGCCGAGAAGAAGCCGGCGACGCCGAAGAAGACCGCCAAAACAGCGGCGGCGAAGAAGGUCGAAGCCGCGGCGAAACAAAAGUCCGCCGCUCAGACUAAGAAUCUGUCCAAGACCAAGAAGGCUACCAAAGCCCCGGCUGCCAAAACAAAGACGCCUAAGCCGAAAACCACCAAGGCGGCGGCUACCAAGAGUGCUAAAGCGACGAAGAAAUAAUUUUCUGAUACUGCUUUCUGCUUCCGCUACGAAACUGGCCCUUUUCAGGGCCCCAAAACGAUCAUACGUUGAAACAAGUCGCACAUUACUAUACCUUCAUUUUCCCUUCCUUUCAAAUCA